AUGUCGGAAAAGGAGAGAGUCAGCGGCGAGCAGGAGAGACAGCAAGACACCGUCCUUCCCAUCGUGGAACCAGAAAAGGCACAACCGCCCAAAGCCGGCCUCCACCCCGCCGUCUACAUUGCCACCUGGAUCACCCUCUCCAGCUCAGUCAUCAUCUUCAACAAAUGGAUCCUCGACACGGCCAAAUUCCACUACCCCAUCUCCCUCACCACCUGGCACCUCGGUUUCGCCACCAUCAUGACCCAGCUCAUGGCCCGCUUCACCACCAUCCUGGACUCGCGCAAAAAGGCGCCCAUGACGGGCCGCAUCUACCUGCACAAGAUCAUGCCCAUCGGCGUCAUGUUCAGUUUGAGUUUGAUCUGCGGCAAUCUGACCUAUUUGUAUUUGUCUGUGAGCUUCAUUCAGAUGCUAAAGGCCACUACCCCCAUCGCCGUCCUCCUCACCACCUGGACCCUCCGCGUCCAAGAACCCUCCCUCAAAACUCUGGGCAACGUGUCCCUCAUCGUCGUCGGCGUCGUCAUCGCCUCCUUUGGCGAAAUCCAAUUCGUCCUCAUCGGCUUCAUGUUCCAGCUCGGCGGCAUCGUCUUCGAGGCCAUUCGCCUCGUCAUGGUGCAGCAGCUUCUUUCCGGCGCGGAGUUCAAGAUGGAUCCUCUUGUUUCGCUGUACUAUUUCGCUCCGGCUUGCGCGGUGAUGAAUGGAUUGACUGCGUUGUUUUUCGAGAUUCCCAAGAUGAGUUUGGCGGAUUUGGAGAGGGUGGGGUAUAUUACCCUGCUUAUGAAUGCCGUCGUGGCGUUCCUUUUGAACGUCUCGGUCGUCUUCCUCAUCGGCAAAACCUCCUCCCUCGUCAUGACCCUCUCCGGCGUCCUCAAAGACAUCCUCUUGGUAGCAGCCAGCAUGCUCAUCUUCCGCGACCCCGUGUCUCCCCUCCAAGGCUUCGGCUACAGCAUCGCCCUCUGCGGCCUCGUGUACUACAAACUCGGCGGCGACAAGAUGAAGGAGCACUUGGGAUCCGGCCAGCGGGCGUGGGCGGACUACGGCGUCCGGCAUCCGGCGCUGAGGAGGGUGUUGGUUUUCGGGUUGGUGUGUGCGACGGUUUUUGUGCUGUUGGGUGGGAUUUCCGUUAGUGGGGUUGUGCCGGGGACGUAUGAUCCUACUAAGUUUGCUAAGAGUAAGUGGGAUGAGAUUUCGGGGAAGACGGGGGGUGCUUGA
Recurvomyces mirabilis is the source of this 1209-nucleotide messenger RNA. RefSeq lists its product as uncharacterized. Gene Ontology annotation, cellular component: trans-Golgi network; endosome; Golgi apparatus. The record is from RefSeq and is a predicted model, not a curated record. The transcript is spliced from 4 exons. Lineage: Eukaryota; Fungi; Ascomycota; Dothideomycetes; Mycosphaerellales; Teratosphaeriaceae. The coding region runs from base 1 to 1209 and encodes 402 amino acids. Gene Ontology annotation, molecular function: antiporter activity.